AUGAAUGACCCCACUAUGUUGCAACAAAUGUCAAGCAACCCUAUGCUUUUAAACCGAGUUAUUGGUGCACAGAGUGGAGGUUUAAGAGCGGCACUUUUAGCGAAAAUGGCAGGCUAUGGUGGAGCUGCAGACGGAACAGCUUAUAACCCUCAAAGUCAAAUGAAUUUGAGUUCACUCAAAAAUCAAAUAACAGAUGUCAAAAAGUCAAACAUAGACAUACAGAAACAAAUAAGUGAAAACGAAAAGAAACUAGAAUAUGACAGACACACAAAGAAACUAAAUGAGUUAAACGUAGAGAAAAAGAAGAAAGAAGAACAACUGAAAGAACUAAGUACAGAGGAAUAUGCAAAAAAAGUGUCAGAAAAAGCAGCAGAAGUAGCAAAAAUGGAACAAGAUGUUAUAAAUUUGAAAAACCAUACUACUCAAUAUAAAGUACUGAAAGAUGAAGAGAUAAAACAAAAAGCCAUGAAGACAUAUAUGGAUAGCGAUGAGUAUAAAAAAGAAGUUGAAGCAAAUGUAAAGGCAGAAAAACUUUUACAGUUGCAAAACCAAACCGUACAGUAUGAAAACUUAGCACAAGAAAGUAAAAAUAACGACGCAGCCAUGCAAAAGGCAAUGAAAAGCGCAGAAUAUAUAAAAGCUAAAAAUGACUGGUUAGAUGCCCAAGCCAACGCUAAAGCAGCCCAACUUAUAGGGUCAAUAAGGACAAAAAUACAAGCGGAUGAAGACAGUUCAAAUGAAGCUUUAAUGAAUGCUGACUUUAAGAACGCCUUCGAAGCUCUUCAUAGUAAGGUGAAACUAGUGAACGACUUCUCAUCUGGAAAGAAACUGAAGUCUGAAGGUUUCGACAACGAGUUAAGAGAAGUAGCACAAAAUAUGACGAAAAUAACAGAUGCAGCAACGAGACAGGCAGUUCAAAGUGCCUAUGACGCCGUUAGAGCAACUGUUGUGGAAAGUCAAGAAAAAGAGUUACAACAGACCAAAACAGACCUAGUAAAUGCUUUCUUAAAAACGAAAAGUCAGGUAGGACAUUAUGCUGC
Trichomonas vaginalis G3 is the source of this 1040-nucleotide messenger RNA. Its product is annotated as protein of unknown function, DUF4106 family. The record is from RefSeq and is a predicted model, not a curated record. The transcript has a single exon. NCBI's taxonomy places the organism in Eukaryota, Parabasalia, Trichomonadida, Trichomonadidae. The annotation marks the transcript as partial.